This is a messenger RNA of Desarmillaria tabescens, 1401 nucleotides long. RefSeq lists its product as uncharacterized. The record is from RefSeq and is a predicted model, not a curated record. The transcript has 8 exons. The coding region runs from base 1 to 1401 and encodes 466 amino acids. Lineage: Eukaryota; Fungi; Basidiomycota; Agaricomycetes; Agaricales; Physalacriaceae.
AUGGACGGUGCAGCCUUGCCGACACAUUCACGAACGGACUCUUCCACUCCGCUCUGGAGCAAACCCAAGAGCAAAGGAAGCUUUUUCAUUAGUGCCGCUGUUGGGGUGUCUCUGGUCGCGCUCGUUUCUUUGGUGGGAUUUUGGCUUUGGACAUCAUCAGAGGCGUCGCCCUUGUUGGAAUUCUCCAAGAAUGUCAACGUAGAUCCAUUCGAUCCCUUGAACUCCCUUGUUGGGCCACCAACUGAGCACUUUGGUGAUAAUCUACUCCCUGACAUCAAAUACAUCACUUCAUGGAUAUCUGCCGGUUGGACAAAUGAUGUGAUGACUUAUAUCAACCUGAUAUAUCUGGGCAUGAUCACCGAGCGUGUACCAAUAUUGCCCAUGUUUACUCCCUCGCAUAUUGGUCCCGCGGCACCACCAAUCGCAUUUGGCGAUGUUUUUGAUGUUCCUCGCCUUCGGCAAGCGCUAGAAAGACCUAUUCUCGAAUGGCGAGAUGUGAAGGAUCCGAAUAGUCCAGAACUAGAUGGACUCGGGUGCUGGAACGUUUGGGAAGCGACAUCACAAAAUCAAGAUAAAGGUCCCCGUGGGAGCACCGUCCUAGACCACCUGAAGCUUGACAUCUCAUAUACGAAGCUACCUGACUGGGUGAAGUUAAUUCAGAAUUAUGAACACGAUUCACAUACUACGUUUUGGACAUUGGCGAAAUUCGCCUUUCCAGAAGCGCGAAACGCCAAUCUCGUAACACCGCUUCCUUCACCAAUUUUAAACGUAUCACUUCCACCGGACGAACAACUUCUUUGCUAUGACUAUUUAUAUUAUGUCUGCGCACAACAGCCCUUCGAAUACGAUAACGACUAUAGCCCUGCCUGGCGCUUCGUUGCUCAGCACAUGCAUUGGGUUCCCUCCCUCGAAGCUUUAGCGAAGAAGUAUAUCAACCGUGCACUAAGUUUGGAAGACGAUGCUCCCACACCCGCGUACAUUGGUAUUCAUGCUCGGCACGCUGACUUCAAGAACUACUGCUGGGGUGCACCGCAGGGAGAAUGUUUUCCUUCUAUAUCCGUCAUUGCUAGACGGGUACAGGAGGUGAAAGACGAACUGCUACAAACUAAGGGUAUAGAUGUUAAGCAUGUUAUUAUGACAAGCGAUGAAAGGAACGCGAGUUGGUGGGAAGAGGUUGCACAGCAAGGCUGGUUUGUGCCCGACCACUCCAAGACGAAGGAACUUUACGGAGAUUGGUACCCCGUCCUCAUCGACGCAGUCAUACAGUCGGGAGGAGUUGGAUUUAUUGGUACGGAUAGAUCUACCAUGUCGAUACUGGCAAGACGACGCGUAGAAUCGUGGCAAAACGGUGUUACGAGGACCCUUCUUUGGGGGUCACCUCAUGCAGAUGAUCAUAGAUAG